ACACACACGCACACUUCCUCAGCAUUUAUUUAAUCGACGAUCGAAUAAGACUCGGUCGCGCACACAAACGCUCAUAAGCAGAUGAUCAUCUUUAAAUAGGUUUUGUGAAUCUCAGAAACUGGCAACUUAAUUUGGAAGAGAGAAGUGAUUGAUCAUGGCGAAAAGCGAAGUGAAGCUUCUGGGUGCAUGGCCAAGCCCAUUUGUGAUGAGGGCUCGGAUUGCUCUUAACAUCAAAGCCGUUGAGUACGAGUUUCUUCAAGAGACGCUUGAGCCUAAGAGCCAGCUUCUUCUCCAAUCCAAUCCUGUCUACAAGAAAAUCCCGGUUCUCAUCCAUGCUGACAAGCCCAUCUGCGAGUCCCUCGUCAUUGUUCAGUACAUUGACGACGUCUGGACUUCCGGUCCCUCCAUCCUCCCUUCCGAUCCUUAUGAUCGUGCUAUUCAUCGAUUUUGGGCUGCCUACCUUGACGACAAGUUCUUUCCGACUUUGAGAGGCAUUCUGGCUGCCCAAGGAGAGGAAGCCAUAAAAGCGGUGCUGGAGCAAUUGGCCGAAGGGCUUGCGCUGUUGGAGGAAGCCUUUGGCAAGUGUAGCAAAGGGAAGGCUUUCUUUGGCGGAGAUGGAAUUGGGUUCCUGGAUAUUGCUUUUGGGUGCUUCUUGGGGUGGCUGAGGGCGACAGAGAAGAUGAGUGGGGUGACGCUGCUCGACGGAGCGAAGACUCCUGGGCUGGUGAAAUGGGCUGACAGGUUUUGUGCCGAUGGUGCUGUUAAAGGUGUUAUGCCAGAGCCCGAGAAGCUUUUGGAGUUCUCUAAGGUUCUUGUGGCCAAGAUGAGAGGAGCUCCUCCUAAGUAGUAUGUUUAGUUUCGUGUUGAUGGCCUCUGUGAUGUUCCUUUUGCUAGGAAUGGCCUUUUCGUUUAUGCAUGUGGUGACUCAUAAAUUUGGCAUCUUAUUAUUAUGUUUUGGUUUUCAAAGGGAGCGGCAUACCUCCCUUAAAAAAUAUCCUCCUGUUCUCAA
Messenger RNA from Alnus glutinosa, 1009 nucleotides. RefSeq names its product glutathione S-transferase U17-like. Gene Ontology annotation, cellular component: cytoplasm. The coding region runs from base 155 to 847 and encodes 230 amino acids. The record is from RefSeq and is a predicted model, not a curated record. Gene Ontology annotation, molecular function: glutathione transferase activity. Gene Ontology annotation, biological process: glutathione metabolic process. The transcript has 2 exons. NCBI's taxonomy places the organism in Eukaryota, Viridiplantae, Streptophyta, Magnoliopsida, Fagales, Betulaceae.